UUUUGGGUUAAUAAAUACGUUUCUUUCGUUUCGAUGGAAUCAUUAAGUCCCAAAUUCCUGACUGGUUCGUCCCGUCGUUUCCUAUUUUCUAGGGCUUCCAAUUCAUCAUUUGUAGUAAGUUUGCAGAAGAUUAAAUCCUUCAAACGUUCUAUUCUUCCGGGUUUCUUCAUUUCUGCUUCUCAGCUUCCAUUCUUCAGAAAGCAGAGGUAUAUAAACAACAGUGGUCUUGGAAGGUUAGUGUUCAGAAUGGCUGAAUAUGAUGGGAAAACCGUCACUGCAGAUGUGACCUCUGGAAAUAUGAUUUUUGAACCAGUCCUGGAGGAUGGGGUGUUUCGAUUCGACUGUUCUGAAAAUGAUAGGAUUGCAGCAUAUCCCAGUCUUUCUUUUAUAGAUGCCAAAAUCAGGGACACUCCCAUCAUGAAUAAGAAGGUGCCAUUAUAUAUACCUACUUUUGAAUGUGCAGAUGGAAAACAGAUUGUUAAUAUUGAGCUUCCCCCUGGAACCUCUUUCUAUGGAACUGGAGAAGUUAGUGGACAGCUUGAGAGGACAGGAAAAAGGGUAUUUACUUGGAAUACGGAUGCUUGGGGUUAUGGUUCAGGAACUACAUCAUUGUACCAAUCACAUCCUUGGGUGCUCGCUGUUCUUCCUUCUGGAGAGGCAUUUGGUGUUCUUAGUGACACAACGCGACGUUGCGAGAUAGACUUGAGGAAAGAGUCCAGAAUAAAAUUUACGUCUGAGAGUCCAUAUCCUGUCAUCACAUUUGGUCCAUUUGCAUCCCCAACUGCAGUCUUGAUAUCUUUAUCACAUGCAAUUGGAACUGUAUAUAUGCCUCCAAAGUGGUCUCUGGGCUAUCAUCAAUGUCGUUGGAGCUAUGAUUCAGAUGCAAAAGUUUUGAAGAUUGCCAGGACAUUUAGAGAGAAGGGUAUACCUUGUGAUGUCAUAUGGAUGGAUAUUGACUACAUGGAUGGUUUUCGUUGUUUUACUUUUGACCAGGAGCGUUUCUCUGAUCCCAAAUCUAUGGUGAAUGACCUUCAUUGCAUUGGUUUCAACGCGGUAUGGAUGCUUGACCCUGGUAUUAAAUGUGAAGAGGGUUAUUUUGUUUAUGAUAGUGGCUCUGAAAAUGAUGUCUGGGUUCAAAAAGCAGAUGAAACACCAUUUAUUGGGGAGGUUUGGCCUGGGCCUUGUGUGUUUCCUGAUUUUACACAAGAAAAAACUCGGUUGUGGUGGAGCAACUUAGUGAAGGAAUUUAUGUCUAUUGGUGUUGAUGGAAUAUGGAAUGAUAUGAAUGAACCCGCUGUUUUCAAGGUUGUGACAAAGACUAUGCCUGAGACCAACAUUCAUAGGGGGGAUACUGAACUUGGUGGUUGUCAGAAUCACUCUCAUUAUCACAAUGUUUAUGGUAUGCUGAUGGCAAAGUCCACAAAUGAUGGGAUGCAAUUGGCUAAUAAGAAUAGACGUCCUUUCGUUCUUACCAGAGCUGGGUUUAUAGGUAGCCAAAAGUAUGCUGCAACGUGGACCGGAGACAACCUUUCGACUUGGGAGCACCUUCAUCUGAGUGUCUCUAUGGUACUUCAAUUGGGCCUCAGUGGUCAGCCAUUAUCGGGACCAGACAUUGGGGGUUUUGCUGGAAAUGCAACACCAAAGCUUUUUGGAAGGUGGAUGGGAAUUGGUGCUAUGUUUCCUUUUUGUCGUGGGCAUUCUGAAAUGGGGACCAUUGAUCAUGAACCAUGGUCUUUUGGUGAAGAGUGUGAAGAAGUUUGCCGCCUAGCAUUAAUGAGACGCUACCGUCUUAUUCCCCAUAUUUAUACUCUUUUUUAUAAGGCUCAUACCGAGGGUACUCCUGUUGCAGUUCCUACAUUUUUUGCUGAUUCCAAAGAUCCCAGCUUAAGGAAUGUUGAAAAUUCCUUCCUGCUUGGCCCAGUUCUUAUUUAUUCAAGUACUAAUAAGGGAUGAUGAUUAAGGGGAGAU
Telopea speciosissima is the source of this 1968-nucleotide messenger RNA. RefSeq names its product alpha-glucosidase 2-like. The coding region runs from base 34 to 1953 and encodes 639 amino acids. The transcript is spliced from 15 exons. Gene Ontology annotation, molecular function: carbohydrate binding; hydrolase activity, hydrolyzing O-glycosyl compounds. Lineage: Eukaryota; Viridiplantae; Streptophyta; Magnoliopsida; Proteales; Proteaceae. Gene Ontology annotation, biological process: carbohydrate metabolic process. The record is from RefSeq and is a predicted model, not a curated record.